CAGCCAUGCAACUCUGAGGCAGGCAGUUCCAGCCAAGGGGGAGACGAAGCAGGAUUACUGCAUGAAAACCGAACUGCUGAAAGAAGAUAUACCUAUGGCUGCUGAUGAAGGUUCCACAGAAAAACAGGCAGGAGAGGCCCCUGUGGCUGCAGAUGGCGAAACCAACGGGUCUUGUGAAAAGAGUGGUGACACCAAUCACCAAAAUGUGGCCAAAAAUACUCAGGAGAGCAUGAGAGCCAGCCCCCAGGAAGGUACCCACAGAGCAUCCCGAAUAGCAGAGAACGGGGUUUCAGAAAGAGACACUGAAGUGGGGAAGCAAAAUCAUGUUACAGCUGAUGACUUCCUGCAGACUUCUGUCAUUGGCAGCAACGGAUACUUCUUAAAUAAACCCGCCCUGCAGGGACAGCCUUUGAGGACUCCCAACACUCUGGCCUCCUCACUUCCUGGCCAUGCUGCAAAAACCCUUCCUGCAGGAGCCAGUAAAGGCAGGACUCCAAGUUCACUUCUCCAGCUGCCAGCCACAGCGCCUGCUGUGCUCGAAGGGAGUGCAGACACAGAGGACAGGAAGCCUGCAGCACCUGGCACUGAUGUCAGGGUUCACAGGGCACGCAAGACCAUGCCGAAAUCCAUACUGGGCCUGCAUGUGGCCAGCAAGGACCCCAGAGAAGUUCGAGAAUCUAGAGACCACAAGGAUCCAAAAGAGGAAGUCAACAGAAACAUUUCUGACUGUGGACGACAGCCGCUUUUACCCCUCCCAUCCCUUCACCAGUCACUACCUCAGAACCAAUGCUACAUGGCCACCACAAAGUCACAGACAGCUUGCUUGCCUUUUGUUUUAGCAGCUGCAGUAUCUCGGAAGAAAAAACGAAGAAUGGGAACCUAUAGCCUGGUUCCCAAGAAAAAGACCAAAGUAUUAAAGCAGAGGACGGUGAUUGAGAUGUUUAAGAGCAUAACUCAUUCCACUGUGGGCCCCAAGGGUGAGAAGGCCUUGGAUGAUAACACCCUACAUGUGAAUGGGGAGAGCUUGGAGAUGGACUCAGAAGAGGAUGACUCUGAUGAGCUAGAAGAGGAUGAGGACCAUGGAGCUGACCAGGCUGCUGCAUUUCCCACAGAGGACAGCAGGACUUCUAAAGAGAGCAUGUCUGAGACUGACCGUGCUCCAAAGAUGGAUGGCGAGUCGGAGGAAGACCAGGAGUCAGCUGACACAGGGGAGGACGAGGACGGCGGAGACGAAUCUGACCUGAGUUCUGAAUCCAGCAUCAAGAAGAAAUUUCUCAAGAGGAGAGGAAAGACCGACAGCCCCUGGAUCAAGCCAGCUCGGAAAAGGAGGCGGAGAAGUAGAAAGAAGCCAAGCGGCGUGCUUGGUUCUGAGGCGUGUAAGUCGUCUCCAGGAAGCACUGAGCAGACGGCUCCGGGAGACAGCACGGGGUAUAUGGAAGUUUCUCUGGACUCAUUGGAUCUCCGCGUCAGAGGGAUUCUGUCCUCCCAAGCCGAAAGUGAAGGGCUGGCCAACGGUCCGGACGUGCUGGAGACGGAUGGCCUCCAGGAAGUGCCUCUCUGCAGCUGCCGGAUGGAAACCCCCAAGAGCCGUGAGAUCAGUACCCUGGCCAACAACCAGUGCAUGGCCACCGAGAGCGUGGAUCACGAAUUGGGCCGGUGCACAAACAGCGUGGUCAAGUAUGAGCUGAUGCGCCCAUCCAACAAGGCACUCUUGGUGCUGUGUGAAGACCAUCGGGGCCGCAUGGUGAAGCACCAGUGCUGUCCUGGCUGCGGCUAUUUCUGCACGGCGGGUAACUUCAUGGAAUGUCAGCCUGAGAGCAGCAUCUCUCACCGUUUCCACAAGGAUUGUGCCUCUCGAGUGAACAAUGCCAGCUACUGUCCCCACUGUGGGGAGGAGACCUCCAAGGCCAAAGAGGUGACCAUAGCAAAAGCAGAUACAACCUCCACAGUGAUGCCAGCUCCCGGGCAGGAAAAGAGCUUGGUCACCGAGGGCAGAGCUGACACAACCACGGGCAGCAUUGCUGGAGCUCCACUAUCCGAGGAUGACAAGCCGCAGAGCACAGCCCCCCAGGUGCCCGAGGGCUUCGACCCUGCAGGGCCAGCUGGGCUCGUGAGGCCAACUUCUGGCAUUUCCCAGGGACCCGGGAAGGAAACCUUGGAAAGUGCACUAAUCGCUCUGGACUCUGAAAAACCCAAGAAGCUUCGUUUCCACCCGAAGCAACUGUAUUUCUCAGCCAGACAGGGUGAGCUGCAGAAGGUGCUCCUCAUGCUGGUUGAUGGAAUCGAUCCCAACUUCAAAAUGGAGCACCAGAAUAAGCGUUCCCCACUGCACGCUGCUGCAGAAGCUGGCCACGUGGACAUCUGCCACAUGCUGGUUCAGGCGGGUGCAAAUAUUGACACCUGCUCAGAAGACCAGAGGACCCCACUGAUGGAAGCUGCAGAAAAUAACCACUUGGAUGCAGUGAAGUACCUCAUCAAGGCUGGGGCACAGGUGGAUCCAAAGGAUGCAGAGGGCUCCACAUGUUUGCACUUGGCUGCCAAGAAAGGCCACUAUGAUGUGGUUCAGUAUCUGCUUUCGAAUGGACAGAUGGAUGUCAACUGCCAGGACGAUGGCGGCUGGACGCCCAUGAUCUGGGCCACCGAGUACAAGCACGUGGAACUGGUGAAGUUACUGCUGUCCAAGGGCUCCGAUAUCAACAUCCGGGACAAUGAGGAGAACAUCUGCUUGCACUGGGCAGCGUUCUCAGGCUGUGUCGACAUAGCUGAGAUACUGCUAGCUGCCAAGUGUGACCUGCACGCCGUGAACAUUCACGGAGACUCGCCACUUCACAUCGCAGCCAGGGAAAAUCGCUACGACUGUGUUGUCCUCUUUCUUUCUCGGGAUUCAGAUGUCACUUUGAAAAACAAGGAAGGAGAGACUCCCCUGCAGUGUGCAAGCCUUAAUUCCCAGGUGUGGAGUGCACUGCAGAUGAGCAAGGCUCUGCAGGACUCGGCCCCUGACAAGCCUGUUGCUGUCGAGAAGACGGUGAGCAGAGACAUUGCUCGUGGAUACGAGCGUAUCCCCAUCCCCUGUGUCAACGCUGUGGACAGUGAGCCAUGCCCUACCAACUACAAGUACGUCUCUCAGAACUGCGUAACGUCCCCCAUGAACAUCGACAGAAACAUCACUCACCUGCAGUACUGCGUGUGUGUGGACGACUGCUCCUCCAGCACCUGCAUGUGUGGCCAGCUCAGCAUGCGCUGCUGGUACGAUAAGGAUGGGCGGCUUCUGCCUGAGUUCAACAUGGCAGAGCCACCCUUGAUCUUCGAGUGCAACCACGCUUGCUCCUGCUGGAGGAACUGCCGCAAUCGUGUUGUGCAGAAUGGUCUCAGGGCAAGGCUGCAGCUUUAUCGGACACAGGACAUGGGCUGGGGUGUGCGGUCCCUGCAAGAUAUCCCGCUGGGCACCUUUGUCUGCGAAUAUGUUGGGGAGCUGAUCUCUGAUUCCGAAGCUGAUGUUCGAGAAGAAGAUUCUUACCUCUUUGAUCUUGACAAUAAGGAUGGAGAGGUGUACUGCAUCGACGCUCGGUUCUAUGGGAACGUCAGCCGGUUCAUAAACCACCACUGCGAGCCCAACCUUGUACCUGUGCGUGUUUUCAUGUCACACCAGGACCUGCGAUUUCCUAGGAUCGCCUUCUUCAGCACCCGCCUGAUCCAUGCGGGGGAGCAGCUGGGGUUUGACUACGGGGAGCGUUUCUGGGACAUCAAGGGCAAGCUCUUCAGCUGCCGGUGUGGCUCCCCCAAGUGCCGACACUCGAGUGCAGCCCUGGCCCAGCGGCAGGCCAGUGCGGCCCAGGAAGCCCAGGAGAAUGGCCUACCAGACACCAGCUCUGCGACUGCCACUGACGCCCUAUGAGACACAACAGGUCCAGUGGAAUGCUCAGGAUCGGGUUCUGAGGACUACAGUUUAGGCAGGAGGAGGUUCUGCACAUAACAUCAAGGGGCCCCAGAGGUGCAGACGCCUCCCAGGAACAUUCCGGGCUGAGGCCUCAGGCCAAAGCACACGUGGGCCAUGUGCCUCAGAGACCUUGGGACUCCACAUGGGCACAACCUUAUGAGUUCCUGGUGGUGGCUUUGUCACUGCGACAUUUUCCACUUCUCCCUGUGAUCUCUGAGGCCCUUGCUUCACCGCCGGGUUUGUCUCCUGUCCAGCCAGGCUCCUGUGUGGUACCUGCCAAAGCCACCAUCACCCACAAGCUGCUCCGUUAGACCUGCUGCCCAUGGCCUUUGUGGCCCCUGAUGACUCCCGGGCUUGUACGGAGGACACACUGUCUUGGAGAGGUUGGGACUACCCUGACACUCACUAACUUUGAAAAACGUGUGGGUUUGCUUUUUAAAGGAGUCCUGUAUCUAGUCCUUACAUCAAGCCUCUGAGUGAGGAAGUGGGUUGGUGGGUGCAGGUGGACCCGCACCAGCCCAGCCAGUUCCGUUGGCGCUGCACUUUCUGUGAUUUCUAAGCCACAUGCUAUGAUGAAUAGACUGGUUGUUUUCUACCAUUUCUGAACAUUAGGACAAACAUAAUAAAAACAAAACACAGACAACGGUGCUGAAUCUGGUGUGGUUUCUACUCACCACGUGAAAUAAACUAUCAACUGUAAAAAGAGAACAAAGUGAUUUUAGAAUAAAAUGCAGGAAAAACUUUUUUAAAAUGUUAGUCUUGUAGUGUGAAUAAAUUUGCCGUCACCUUUUGUGUGGCGGCCUGGCAGGUCAUGUACUUUUUUUUGACAUAUACCUUUCUAAAUACUGUAAUUAGUGCUGCAACAGUGGAUUUUUUUUGUGUGACUCUUCUAAAACAUUCAUAAUGCAGUCAUGUUUAUUUUUUUUUUUCUGUUAAGAUGUUUUUGACAGUUUUAAGAGCAGUCUUUUGGC
This is a messenger RNA of Castor canadensis (American beaver), 4908 nucleotides long. NCBI's taxonomy places the organism in Eukaryota, Metazoa, Chordata, Mammalia, Rodentia, Castoridae. The record is from RefSeq and is a predicted model, not a curated record.